Molecule: messenger RNA, 2160 nt
Organism: Parascedosporium putredinis
Lineage: Eukaryota; Fungi; Ascomycota; Sordariomycetes; Microascales; Microascaceae
Source: the annotation of a GenBank genome assembly
AUGGACCAGUUGUCUAAGGCGUGCACGGGUCGAGACGAUCACCCCAACGCCACCGCUCUCCGGCCUCAUUCCCCGCACGACCACCACCGAUCCGGCAAAGGCCACCCUCGCGGCCGCCGGGAUCAGGAGACUGGUAGCGGGACCGGCAACGCCGAGGCCGCCAUGGGAUCUCGUGGGACGGGCGGGUUUCGUGGUGGUUAUUCACAGCAAAACUCUUUCCCCUCCAAUAAGCAAUACGGCCACGAUUCUCGAGGAAGCUUCUCACAGUCGCCGACGCCCAACUCGUCCUAUCACAACUCACCUGCAUCUCAAUCUCCCUACAAUGCCCGCUCUGGCCGGAAUGGCCAGCAGUUUUCACCCUCCCAUCCCCGCCGCCUACAGGGCCUCAGGGCCAUUACCAUCAAAAUUCCAAUCACUCUCCCCCAUUCCGCACCCACCGGCCCCAUGAACCCAUACCCUCCCAACAGUCAACGUGGGGCCAAUUAUCGGGGCAACUCGACUUCCGCCCGUGGCGGCGGGCAGUUCAGCACUGCUCGUGGUGGUCACCGGGCACCUGGUUUCAAGUCUGGCCAAUGGAACCCCCUACGGGACCUAGCCAAAGCCCUCGCUCACACUCAUCUAACGGACCCUAUGAUGGGCCUGGCCAGGACGCUCCCACGGGGCCUAUGGACGGCCGUCAGCAAGAACCGAUGGAUGACGGGAACGAGCCACGGCCGACCUACCCGGAGGAAAUGCAAAUCGACGAGCCCGAGCCCGGCCUGGCAACAACGCAACUACUGCCGGUACCAACCGGGCACCCCGACAGGGCCGAGCUCGAAGUUUAGCUUCUCGUUUAAAUUGGCAAGCAAGCAAACCACCACGCAUCCAAAGCCCGAGAUCACGCAAAAGUUCAACGCCGUUCCUACCAAGCAGCCUGCCCCCAAGCACAGGGCCAAGGCGGCGACCACAAGUCAGACAAUAAGGACCGAGACCGAGACCGAGAUCGGGAACGAGAGCGGGAACGGGACCGGGAUAGAGAUCGUGACCGAGAUCGUGACCGAGACCGCGAACGGGAUCGAGGUGGCAGGGACCGGGAUCGGGAUCGAGAACGGGAUCGAGAGCGACAACGAGAACACGAGAACGCCCGCGAGCGCGAUUCCGAGCGUGACCGUGACCGUGAUCGGGAGCGGGAACGGGAGCGAGACCGAGAUCGAGACCGAGACCGACCUCGUGAUAUUCCUAAGGGUCAAGAAGAUUGAAAAACGAUUGAUCGUGCGGCCCAAGCUUGAGCCAACGCUAGCUGCAUCAAAAUCGGUCUUCUUCAGAAAGCCUGGCAACGAGUCGGUCGUGGGAUCGGGAACGUAUGGCAAAGUCUUCAAGGGCCUACAUGUGUACACGAACGGCUCCGUCGCCCUGAAACGAAUCCGCAUGGAGGGUGAGCAAAAUGGGUUUCCGGUGACUGCUGUGCGAGAGGUCAAACUUUUACAGUCACUACGGCACCUCAACAUUGUCAAUCUCAUGGAGGUGAUGGUGGAGAAGAAUGACUGCUUCAUGGUUUUCGAGUACCUCUCUCACGACCUGACGGGGUUAUUGAAUCACCCUAGCUUCAAACUCGAUGAUGCGCAGAGGAAGGACCUCUCAAAGCAGCUGUUUGACGGCCUCGACUACCUCCACGGACGGGGCAAGGAGGGCACCCUCAAGCUUGCCGACUUUGGCCUCGCCCGAUUCUACGCAAAGCGCCACCAGCUCGACUACACGAACCGCGUCCUGCUGCUCGGCGAGACACAGUACGGCCCCGCCUGCGAUAUCUGGAGUGCUGCGUGCGUGAUGAUGGAGAUAUUUGUGCGCUCUGCCAUCUUCCCGGGUGAUGGCACCGAGAUGAACCAGCUUGAGCGUAUAUACGCCGUGCUGGGCACUCCAAUCCAGGCGGAGUGGCCCGAGAUUGUGGAAAUGGCAUGGUUCGAGUUGCUGCGGCCGGCGCACAAGGUGAAGCGGACGUUUGAUGCCAAACUCAAGGAUAUUGACGGCGACUGGCACGAGUUCGAGUCCAAGGCUCUCCGCCGCGAGAACGAGCGCAAGGAAAGGAGGCCCGCAAGGCGGCAGCCAAGGAGACGACGACCCCGCGAUACCAAGAGGCUUCACACGGAGCAGUCGCAGGAGAAAGUCCAACAUCCCGCCUAA